AUGAACGAAACAGCAAUGGAAGUUCUAGGAAAGGCAAGAACAAGAAAACAACCAUGGAUGACACAAGACAUUUUGAAUGCAUGUGACAAGAGGCGGGAGCUAAAGGCAAAAAGAUUCAUUGACAGUGACAAAGAGAAGGAAUAUAGAAAUGCUAACAUCAAGGUCAGGAAAGAAAUAAAAAAGGCAAAGGAAGAAUUUCUGGAACAAAAAUGUCAAGAGAUACAACAAGGUUUUGAAGAGAAUAACAGCAAAAAGGCUUUUGAUACAAUCAAACAGCUAAACAGAAAGAAAUCUACAAAGCAGCCAGGCAUAGAAGACGCGAAUGGGAACCUCUUAACAGAGAAUAGUAAGAUCCAGGAACGAUGGACUCAGUAUGUGAAGGAACUAUAUAACUAUAUUCUGGAAACAUCGACGAUGCAGACGAACCUGGCAUUACAAGAAGAGAAAUUGAGUGUUCUGAAAGAGGAACAGGCUGGCUUCUGUGAAGGACGUAGUACUGCAGAACAAAUUUGCAACGUCCGAAUCCUUGGGGAAAAAUUCCGAGACCAUCAGCGAGAACUACAUCACAACUUCAUUGAUUUUAAGAAAGCCUUUGAUAGAGUAUGGAGAAAGGCUCUGUGGUACACGAUGAAGAAGCACAACAUCAGCUUUCACUUAGUACAUCUGAUCGAAGCAUUGUAUGAUGAGGCCACAAAUGCAGUAAUAUCUGACGGAAGGGCACUUAAAUGGUUCAGAACUACUGUUGGAGUACGACAGAGAUGCAUACUUUCACCCAUGUUGUUCAAUUUGUUUUUAGAACAAAUAAUGCUUGAAGCCAUGGAAAAUUUUGAAGGAACAGUUUCAGUGGCAGGACAAAAAGUGAGCAAUCUAAGAUUUGCGGAUGACAUCGAUUUAAUUGCAGGCAACAGUGAAGAACUUUCUAACAUCACGGAAAGAUUGGAAAAACACGCCAAGAAAUAA
Molecule: messenger RNA, 960 nt
Organism: Penaeus vannamei (Pacific white shrimp)
Lineage: Eukaryota; Metazoa; Arthropoda; Malacostraca; Decapoda; Penaeidae
Source: RefSeq, a predicted model, not a curated record